AUGAGAAGAAGUGAGCAUCGCCAUCUGAUACUUCAGAUUGCGCUCAAGUGCGCGGACAUCUCCAACCCCUGCCGGCCUUGGGAUAUCAGCAAGAAAUGGAGCCUAAAGGUUUGCGAGGAAUUCUUCAGGCAAGGCGACUACGAGCGCAAAUUAAACUUACCUGUUACAGCACUCUGUGAUAGACACACGACUUCGAUUCCCAAGAUACAAACAGGGUUUUUCAAGUUUGUAGUCACGCCUUUGAUAACCGAGUGGCACAGAUUUUUGCAAAGCGAUUUGUCUACACAGAUGUUAGAGAAUCUCCUUUACAAUCAGAAAAAAUGGGAGAUGUUGGUAGAUAAAGAAAACGCGGAAGAGACGCGAACGGAAAUAUCAGAAGCUGAUUUGGUAGAUGAUGAUAUUGAGACUCGUUCCGGAACAAAUAUAUCUGACAGCUCAGAGUUACUGCUUCCAGUCCGUAGAAGUUCCUUAAACCCAACAAAACCUGGCCUCAGAGAACAGUUGAGGCGCUUCUCGGUACCGCUCAAUGUUUUCCAAGAUUCCAAGUUUAAGAGUCGAGACAGAAGCCGCGCGUCGCCCAGCUUCGAUUUUCACAGGGAGUAUGGUAGUCCACUUGGAAGUGAAUAUUCGUUACAUUCGCAGCUGAGCGUUCACGGACUCUGCGAGUCUGUAAGUACUGCUGCGGAGAAAGUACUCAGUACUGAAAAGCUUCUCCCGGAUUCCUCGAUCGCGUCAAUCACAACGCCCCUCCAAGCAACGAGGCUAAACACCGUGAUCAAAGACGGCGGUAGCUGGAAACUUGUUCGUCAACAAACUUUCCCGCCUCUGGAAACUGUAGCUCGUGCACAUCCACUAGCCUCCCGUCCCCUACACACGAGCAACGAGGACGCCAUAUACUCGUCUCGAUUCACGAAAUCCGAUUUCCUACAACGCUUGGAAAUCAAGCGAGACGGCAAAUUUAGCUUAUUUAAGAAAACUGAAACCGAAAAGACUGAAAACGAUGACGCUUCUUCUGAAAAUAAUAAUUUAGAUAUAGGUGAUGGUGCACAAAAACUGAACAAGGAGAAUUGCGAAGCGGUCCGUACGGCUGUCGGCAGCCAACUGAGGGACAAUCUGACUGCAGUCACCCUCGCCACGUUGGCCUCGGAUCAAUUGCUGCGGCGCCGAAAGUCUAUGCCAGCUGAAACAGUGGCAUACACUCCCAAAGAGAAGAAGAUGCGUGAGGUGACCGCAGCCAUACCGGAGUUGCUUCGCCGUACUCUGUCCGGGAAAGAGUCUUGGACACGUCGUCGGGGCUCCGCUCCCGCCCCAGUGGCGCCAUCUGAGCUACGUGGUUUAACAGCCUUAGGAUCCCUACGUCAUAGUGUGAACGGAGGCAGAAGAAAACCUAGCCCCGCAGUCACAUGCCAGCAGUGGUUCGCCAAGACCACGUGCAACGUCCAAGAAAAGGCAUUGCCGAAUUUUCCCCGUCGAAGCUCCUUACCCGUUGAGGUGAUGACAGGUUGA
This is a messenger RNA of Parnassius apollo (apollo), 1506 nucleotides long. The record is from the annotation of a GenBank genome assembly. NCBI's taxonomy places the organism in Eukaryota, Metazoa, Arthropoda, Insecta, Lepidoptera, Papilionidae.